Messenger RNA from Podarcis lilfordi (Lilford's wall lizard), 4347 nucleotides. The record is from the annotation of a GenBank genome assembly. Lineage: Eukaryota; Metazoa; Chordata; Lepidosauria; Squamata; Lacertidae.
AUGGCUAAGGUGGCAUCUCUGAACCAGAGUUUAGAACUAAGUGGGAGGACGGAAGCAACGUCCCAGAGUUCUGGUAACAGUUCACUCAGUGAGCCAGAUUCUGGGGGAGAAGUGGUCCCUAACAAUGAAGGCAGCAAACCGCUUAGCAAAUCGGGAAACGGGGACGAUGCAAUGCCCAAUCGCGAUGACAACACUAUACAAGAUGGGCAAACCUUUACUCAGGCAAGAUGUUGGAACCUGAUUUUAAAUCCCUCAAUAUUAGUAUUUACAAACUUCCCAAAAUCAAAGGGUUUCCUUACAGGGAAAGAACGAAGAAUGAGCUCCUUGAACGUUCUGAAUGAUAUAUUGCCAGGAGCAGUAAAGCCAUAUGACAUUAUUUCUGUAGAUUAUUUGCAUCAUGAUGGUUGUUCAAUGAGAGCAAUGAUCACAUUUAGAGACCAGAACCUGGCCAAGUUUAUCUACAGAUCAAGAUAUAUAUUCUUAAAGGCCCAGAUAAAAAUUCUCAGAUUUUUUGAAAACAAGGCACCACCGAAUCCCCUUCUGGAAGCCAAGCACGCAAACCCUAGUAAGGAGAAACAACCUCCCAAAACCCGGCCUGGUCUCCAGAAACGAGAGCUUCAAAAAUUAAAAAGGAAAGAUGCCCACCUGCAAGACCUGCAACUUCAAGAGAAUGAAGAUGAGGAUCUUUUUUCCGCGGAAGAAAAUACCUUAAUUAGGCAAUUUUGCCAUUUUCCAUCUCCAAUACAAGCUGAAAUAUUAGAAAGAUUGGAUAUGCUAAGAACUAAGCUGGCUGGGAGAGAUAUAAACAAGGAAAUCAAUAUGGACGCCCAUAAAAAGGACCAGACUUCCUAUAAUUUGAACCCUACACAAGAACAAAACCCAGCGGCCUGUCGGCCAUGUUACCUUCAGACAAUGGCUGAGAUUAAUUUACCCCCAAUUAAGGAAGCCCAGCACACUGAAGAGAACACUACACCACCUCCAAUAAGGAGAACCAUCCCGAAGGUGAACUCACCAGGCUCUUGGGACAAGCUGAGGUAUCUAGAUGAGGCGGAAUUAGGCCACAAUCAGGUUCCGGAAAAAUACCUACGGAAAGAGAUAACACACUUCAAAGGCCCGGUGACCACUAAUGUCAGUAUUCAACAGUCAACAGCCGAAACUAUAGAACAUUUGGCUAGUUUGCCAUGUAUGGAGAGCAAUGGGCCGGCUCAUAAAAGUAAUCCCUAAAAGCACCUUGGGAAAUAAUUGACAAAGAUCAGACCAGAGACAAACACCAGCCGGCUCCCUAUCUCCGCGGAAAUCCGACAUCACUAGAUAUGAACAGACUCAACCCUCACUCACAAAUCAAGCAAAAGCAGUUGUUUCCUUGAAAGACGCACCCAACCCACCCCAGAGCCUUAAAAUUGUCUCCUGGAAUGUUAACGGCUGGGCGACAAAGCAAAUGGAUCCUGAAGCAAUGAAUUUCAUCUCUUCUUUCGACAUUGUAUGCCUCCAAGAGACCUGGUCCCAACAAAGUAUUGUUCUCCCAAAUUAUUGCUCCUUUAGCUCCUGUGCUCGUAAACUAACCAACAGGGGUCGCCCCCAAGUUGGCCUCGCCUGUCUUAUUUCAACCAGCUUAUCCCUCACUAUUUGCGAGGAAAUUAAAUCUUCCCCUUACUUUCUCACCAUAAAGAUUCAUCUCCCAAAGACCAAAAGCCCAUGGUUGAUAACUACAGUAUAUCUGCCCCCAGCAAUUAAUGAUUUCGACCGCAAUGAAAGGUGGUCUGAACUUUCGUCUUGGCUCCAUGAUCUUCAAACAACUAACCCAGGACUCCCUCAAAUCCUCUUAGGCGACUUUAAUGCAAGAAUAGGUCCCAACGACGAUGAUAUAAUAUCUCCCGCAGCACUCCUGGACAAUCCCCUGCAGCCCCCCUGGGGAAACAGAUGCUCUCUUGAUCCUAUAACAAAUGCGUCGGGAGGCUGAUGGCCCAACUGGCCAUGGAAAACGAUCUCUGCAUCGCAAAUGGUAACAUUACUCCCUUGUCCUCGCAGCAAUUAACGUGCAUCACUUCCCGGGAACCAGUGUUGUCGACUACAUUUUAUUGACGCCGGAGCUAUUCUCAAUUUCUACAAAAAUGGAAGUGGCUGAAUAUUUUGGUGGUGACCACCUUCCAUUGACUCUAAUGUUAAACCUAAUAGAGCCACUUCCAGUCCCCUCAAACUAUAGAACCAUGGUACAAAGCCACCCUGUAUACAAAACAAAGAAAUGGACAAGCCUCAGCUCCUCUCUUGCCCUGGACAUACAAAAAUCAUUUGAUAUGUCUGCAGUUCCCUCUGAUCCAAUCCUGCCCGCUGACCAAUACCGGAAAUUACUUGAUGCUUUCUCAACAACUUACAUAACCACCACCUCGCCUACUUACCAACGCCUCUUCUCUGAAUCGCCCUGGUUUGACAAGGAAUGUAAAGCCCUAAGAAGGCGAAUUAGGAAAAUGGUCAGAAUCAUCAAAUCUUCCAACGACCCCCAAACCCGUGCAAAGCUCAUAGAUAUUAAAAGGACAUAUAGAAACAUGAUUCAUUGCAAGAAACAGCAGCACAUCCUUGAGGCUUGGUCCACUCUUCGUUCGGCUGUAGAGAGGCAUGACUCCCGCUCCUUCUGGCGCCUAGUUAGACCUUCGGCACCAUUCAAUCCAGCUACCCAGAUUUCCGCUGAUGAAUGGAUUGCCUAUUAUUCAACUAGUUUCGCUUCUCCAAACCAUCUUACAGAUCUCCUUCAAUCCCCGUCGGACCUCAGUUCCUGCUCUCUUAGUCCCACUUCUUCAAUAAACUUUACCUCAACUCGCAUUUUCAACAUCAUAAUGUCAAUGCAAAGGAAUAAGGCCCCGGCCCAGACAUGGUCCCGUUGGACCUUUUCCUGACUGAUCCUCUUUGGUGGAGCGAACACCUGACUCCUGUAUUCACCGCUAUCUCCUCCGCCCUAGACAUCCCUGACUCCUGGAGAGAAGCUAUAAUAGUUCCGAUCUUCAAAGGCGGCCAGCCAAACAUCCCUAGGAACUAUCGCCCCAUCAGCUUAUUAUCCAUCCCGGGGAAAAUAUUUGCCGCUGUUUUACUGGAGGAACUUCUCUCAUGGGUCCAGGAGAGGAACAUUCUACCGCUAGAACAGAUUGGUUUCCGAAAGUCAGCGUCAACCAUGGACCAUUGUCUAACUCUCUAUCACCUUGCCAGUAAAUACACUGCUCCAAGGCAAGGCCACCUAUUUGCCGCUUUCAUGGACCUGGAGGCCGCCUUUGAUUCCAUUCCUAGGCAGAGAUUAUGGUCCAAACUUGCCCAUCUGGGAAUUGAUCCGCACCUCCUCUCCCUAAUUAUCUCCCUUUAUUCAAACACCACAGCUCGCGUCCGAACUGGUCCUAACGGCUCCCCACUACUCCAUUUCCAACGGCCAAGGGCGUCCGACAAGGUUGUCUCUUGGCCCCUUUACUGUUUAAUCUCUAUCUUCAUGAUGCAAUUUCCACUUUGAAGCUAGCAUCUAAGUAUCCUCCUCACUUAGCAGGCCACCCCGUUGCUUCCCUUUUCUAUGCUGAUGAUGCCGUCAUCUUAUCCAGAACAGUUGCGGACCUAGCAAAUGCAGUUAAUGCAUUUAUCGCCUAUUGUAAGGCGGAAGCUCUUAAUAUUAAUUAUAAAAAAUCGAAAGUCCUCCACUUCACUCGUUCCCGCAAACUCAAGUUGGAGCCGCUUAAGAUCACAGGUGGCUACUUAGAAAAGGUAAAAGCCUUUAAAUAUCUAGGAUUAAUAUUCACCUAUAAUCUCUCCUGGACCACCCAUCUACAAUCUGCCUUUCUCGCUGCAACCACGACCUCUAACGCCAUUGUCCGAUUUUACCACCAGAAGGGCGGCAAACACCUUCCAGCAGCAAUUCAAAUAUUUAAUGCCAAAGUCGUCCCUAAAUUAUUAUAUGGAUGCGAAGUAUGGACUACAGCAAUAUCAGGUAACCUGGAUCGCCCACUUCAUAUGUUUCUGAGAUCUCUUUCCGGCGUCCCGAGAUGUGUCUCAGGUGCAGCCCUACGACUCGAGUUCGCCCAGCCUUCAAUUGUUAGACGAGCAUGGAGUCGAGCCAUUUCCUACACCUUCCACCUAUUAGCAUCGGAUGCUCGAAUUAGAGGUGGCUUUUCCAAUCUGAUCCUAAGAGAUAUUCAUAAUUCCCCUUGGAAAACUACAAUUAACCUCAAAUUCCGCUCUCUUCUCAAUUUGAAUUGUAAAACUGUUCUUAACUUAGAGUGUAUCAGCCCGGUGGCCCUACCCCUAAUUAAAAGAAACUACAGCAACUUGACUUCUCCAACACAGCUUCUUGUGCAAGAGGACCGUGUUCAGGCCUAG